AUGGCCGACGUGCCGCGCAUGCGUAUUGGAGUGUGUUCCUGCCCCGGCGCUUCCCCACCGACCAACGGCUGGAAGGUGCCCGUAGGCCUCAUCCUGUCCCCGGCGCAGCUUCAGCCCUACGCGGUGCUGCAGCCGGGCACCGGCCGGAGGAUGCACAGCUACCUAGAACAUCUUUGGCUGUUCAGAGAUGCAGAAACAGAUGAUGGACUUCUUGUCAAUCAGACAGAAAUGUUUGUGCCUACUCACAAUAUAAAUGGCCAGCCUGUGUUUGCAAAUAUCACACUUCCAGUGUUCAGUCUAAAAGAGAGAUGUCUUCAGGUUGUUCGCAGUCUGGUAAAACCAGUGGACUACAGGAAAUUGGAUAUUGUUCAGUCAUUAUAUGAAGACCUGGAAAAUCAUCCCAAGAUUGAGAAGGAUCUUCAACGGCUGUCUCUGGAAAGAAGCAAAAUAAGGAAUGAAGCUCCUGAUUUAAAAUGAACAUCAUUCAUUCCAGACUCCUGUGUGCAGAAGAAGAUACCACUGUGAAACUACUGUGUGUAAGCGGUAUUAACCACGUUGAAACACAUUUCAGGAGCUGAGUAGGUGUCAGGAUUUCAUGCUCUGAAAGGUGCUUGCUCUCAUUUGGUUUCAAUACACAAAACUUAUUAGGAUGGCAAGAGCCAGAUUCAAGAGAUCAAAUAGUAUGCAACAAACACCAAGUUUAUGAUGUUUCAAUUUAAACAUAGGAGACUCAAUUGUGUGCAGUUAAACUUAUGCGGUUCUGUUGACAUCAGUGGCCUUGUAGGAUGGAACUGAGGACAGAAUCUUGCUCUUGGACUUUUUCAGAACAACUGUAACAAUGCAUUUCUGAUAUAGUGGUAUAACAUUGACUUACCCAUGAUCAUUUUCUUGGGGGGAGUGGUGAUUAUAAAUACAGACAAUGUCCUUAUCAUUAGCGAGGAUGUCACAUCAAAGAAAAAUUUGAAUUAGUUUGAAGACUGUAGUUACCUAAAUGGAACUUGCAUAAGUGUGUAUAACUCCAUUGACUUCAGGGAAUUUUACCCCUUUACGCCAAGAUAAAAUUUGCUCCCUGGUUCAGAUCAUACAGGUGUAACACUAGGGGAUGUAGAAUGGUUGUGGAUGGGGUAGCCUGAUCCAAAGCUCACUAAAAUAAAUGGAAAGUCUGUGUGCAUAGGCAAAAAGAGUUUUCUUCCCCUUCUCCCUGCUUUUGUGUAUCUGCAUCAGGGUUAUCACAAUAAAGGGUUUAACACUUAGGUUAAAACGCUUUUUAAAAAGUGUCUGGAUGUUUUUACUUGUUGCUGGACCUUUUUAUUAAUUUACAUGUAACACUGCCAUGCAUCACUUUUAGUUGAUAUGUCCUGGUUUGUGGAAAGCUUCCUUCUGAUACUGAGUUUUUAAGGUUGGAGGGCUGUUUGAAGGCCAGAAGAAGACACAUACUAGGACAUGCCAGCUCCAAGCAGCACCAUACCCUGCCAAAACAACAGAUGCAAAAUUUGCAGAUGAGUAUUGACCCCAUGAAUGUGCUGGGGCUAGAGCACCCAGAGGGAAAAAUUAGCAGGUGCUCAGCACCAAUCAGCAGCCAAGUUCCUCUCUUACCCCCCUCCCCCCCCCCAGCACCUCUUACCAGCUGGCCACCUCAAACUCCUCUCACUUCCCUUUUUCCACUGCCUCAGCCUGCUGUGAACAGUUGUUUCAUGGUGGUCAGGAUGCUCUGGGAGGGAGGGGAAAGAGCAGGGAUCAGACAUGUUCAGAGGAGGGGGCUUGAGGAAAGGUAUGGAAUGGGGGGGAGAGCACUUGCAUUCAUAAUUCAGCUAGAUACUAAAACCCUGGAGUUAACACCAACAGGUUUUGUGGCUCAUUACAACAAUUUGUAAUACAGCUUACUGCUUGUUAACCUUAAUUGCCCAAGUGGUCAGCUGUAGCACGUAUGAACCUUUAUGCUUAACAAUCUGUCCCAGCUUGUAUUUAGCUCGGGCACUCUGCUUGACACCCAAGAGAAAGUUCUGUGCAGCUCAAAAGUUUGUCAUUUCAACCAGCAGAAUUUGAUCAAAUACAAAAAGUUACCUUUGUCAUUCUUAUCACCAGUUAACUGGCAGCGUGGAUGUGGGGCUUCUCCAGCCUGGCUGGAUCUGCCAUGCUGUGCCACACUGGGGCCACCCACCUGUGGGAUCCUGUUUAAUUGGCUAACCAGUUAAAUGUAACAGUUAACUAGUCAACAGAAUAAACAAGAUUUUACAUCCCUAGGAUGAACACUGAUACAAGGGUGCAAAUAACAUAUGUGUAGGAAUUUACCAGAGGUUUGUUGGGUAGGGAACCAUUUUUGGUCAGGGUCCACUAACCCACAGAAUAAUCAGGGGCCACACACAAGCAAAAAUACCCUAACUACUCACCUGCUGUCAACAUGGGAAGCAAAAAACCUCCCACAAAACCCACCAUUCACUCACACUUAACUCUGCAUGCCACACUCCAGCCCCAUGGGAAGUGAGGGCAUUAAGGCUAGGGGAUUCCCUUGCAACAGGGUGAUCUGGCAAUCACACUCCAGGCCUGGGAGUGUAGGCAGGUGCACCAACUCUUGAGGCUUCCAGCUUGAUGAAAUUAAGUCAGGGGCCAGAUUCUGCUUGUGGGUCAUAGGGUUCCCCACCCCUUGUUUAAGUACUAUGUGAGAUAAGAGGUAGAUCUUUGCAUAAUAUUUUACCAUUGUUUAAUCUUGAACAUUUAUUUCCAAUGAUACAAAAUAUAUACAUUUUAGGAAAACUGCUGUAAAACUAAAUGAGUAAGAAUACGAAGCCAUGCUGUAAAUAUUUAAGUGUAUCUUCCAUUUUUUGUAAAUAUUGGUUUAUUUUUUUCUUAAAACAUUGUGCAUGGACUGAGUUUUGUUCACCACCACAAUACAUAAAUACAUAUUAA
Molecule: messenger RNA, 2907 nt
Organism: Pelodiscus sinensis (Chinese soft-shelled turtle)
Lineage: Eukaryota; Metazoa; Chordata; Testudines; Trionychidae
Source: RefSeq, a predicted model, not a curated record